AGAUGGCGGCCGUUUGGUUACCCAUCGUGUUCCUGUUGAGCUGGUCAUCAACAGAGUUGAGCCAUGGCCAGCAAGUGAUUAACAGCAAGCAGGCGCAGCUCUUUCUGGAUUGCUCCUGCCUGCAUGCCAACGAGCGGAAUGCCACACAGUGGGGCAACCUUGCCAUUAAUGCCAGCCACACGGUGGGCGCGAAAAACAACUGCCUGAUGAUCUUCAUUGGCGGCACAAGCGACGAACUGGUCGUCUUCCAUUUGCAGCAGCUGCAACUGCGCCCCGGCUGCUUGGACACCGUCGAGGUCUUUCCGUAUCUUCGGGAGCCCGUCAUCGAGAACUCGACGCUGGCGUCGUACACUUGGUGCCAGCACAGCGAUCGCAAUGCCACGCCUAUUUAUAGCGCCGGGAGGCUGCUGGGACUUCGCUUAAGUUUUCAACAGCCGCCAGCCAAGUUGACCAACUGGCCAUUGAAUCUGACAGCCAGCUAUCGGUUCCUCAAACAAGAAUCCUUCAAAACUGAGGGUCGCCUGGUGCCACACAGCUUCUGCGAUUAUUAUUUCUUUGCCAGCACCUCAGCAGAUGGCCAGCUGGGUCAGGGCUACUUUCACUCGCCCCGCUUCCCCGCCCACUAUCCAGCACACAUCAAAUGCGCCUACAAAUUCAUUGGCAGACCCGACAGCCGCGUCGAGCUGCAGUUCGAGGAGUUGCAGCUGCCGCCGGUGACUCAUGGUGGCUGUCAGUUGGAUGCAGUGACCAUCUUUGAUGCGGAGUCAGCUCACAUGAAUGCCGUCAUCGAUGUGCUGUGCUCACCUUGCCCCACACGUCGCAUCCUUAGCAGCGGGCCUGAUCUGCUGCUGGAGUUCAAUGCCAGCUCAAAUCGCACUGCAAAAGGAUUUCGUGGCAAGUACAAAUUCGUGGCCGACGAGCAGCGUUUGGUGGCACCCAUUUUGGAGGCAGCAAGUGUCGCCUUGAAGCCGCCGCUUUCAGCGCCCGCUAAGGAAAACAGUUUGCAGGAUACGCAGGAUGCGAAGGGACGCUCGAAUCAGCACUGCAAACAUGUUUUUGAUUCGCGCGUCAACAAAUCGGGCAUUUUUGAGACUAAUCAGCUGUUGGGUUCGUUUAUCGGUGCAUCGAUAGGCAAGGGUAUCGAUUCAUCGGUUGUCGUGCAAUGUCGUUACGAAUUUGAGGCGCAACAACCUGAACGCAUUCAAAUUCGAUUUCAUGAUUUCAACAUACCAACUGAAAAUGAGAAUUCCACUCGCUGUGUAGAGCAGGAUGCACUGCAUCUUCUUACGGAAGUGCGGGGUAAAUACGAUACCCAAGAACUCUUCUGCGGCGCCUUCCUACCUAAGCCAUUAAUGUCUAGCGACCAACGACUGCAGCUGCAGUUUGUGGGAAAAUAUCCGCCAAAGAUGACGAAUAAAGUGCAGUACUACGGAUUUCGUGCAGAGUACAAGUUCCUUACAAACUUUGGCAUAACAUCGGGCGUUCAGCAAGGAAACGAAUGCACAUUUGUUUACAACAGCAGUGAUCGGAUUACCGGCUUAUUCCACUCUCCCAACUUCCCUGGUUACUAUCUGGAGAAUGUUGUUUGCAAUUAUUUAUUCUACGGUGCCGACGAACGCAUAGUUCUGCGUUUUACUUUCUUCGACGUCGAAGGAAUUGGCACCUGCGACCACCAAACAGCCAGUGACUAUGUGGAAUUCUCCAAUUUCAUGAGCACGGAUCGCAAAUACAGCCGACAUUGCGGCAAACUGCCUGAUUUUGAAGUGCGCUCUGACAGACGAUUCUUCCGUGUUACAUUCCAUUCCAAUGAUCGAUUUGUGGCCAAUGGAUUUCGCGCUCUAUACACAUUUGAAUCCACGGCUCCUAAAAAUACUGGCGUCAAUUUGGAAUUGGGAGAAAACAGCGUUUCCAUGCAGAGUUAUGUAGCUAAUAGAUCGCAUCAUUUGGUUGUUAUUCAUUAUUUAUUAUUAACAAUUGUAACUGUAGUAUACGCAAUGUAGAAAAAUUAAACAUGCACUUCAAUAAUUAAAUAAA
Molecule: messenger RNA, 2034 nt
Organism: Drosophila albomicans
Lineage: Eukaryota; Metazoa; Arthropoda; Insecta; Diptera; Drosophilidae
Gene: Sol1
Product: suppressor of lurcher protein 1
Exons: 7
Coding region: 3-2000 (665 amino acids)
Cellular component (GO): plasma membrane
Source: RefSeq, a predicted model, not a curated record